Molecule: messenger RNA, 3219 nt
Organism: Pyrenophora tritici-repentis Pt-1C-BFP
Lineage: Eukaryota; Fungi; Ascomycota; Dothideomycetes; Pleosporales; Pleosporaceae
Product: ZntA, Cation transport ATPase
Biological process (GO): copper ion homeostasis; monoatomic cation transport
Cellular component (GO): membrane
Molecular function (GO): copper ion binding; P-type divalent copper transporter activity; ATP hydrolysis activity
Source: RefSeq, a predicted model, not a curated record
AUGGUUUCUCAGCCAACUAUCGCUAACGGCAUAAAGGCCCAUAUGACCACGACAACGCUCAAGAUAGAAGGCAUGACCUGCGGUGCUUGCACGUCCGCGGUCGAAGGCGCGUUCAAAGAUGUUGCGGGAAUCGGACUUUUCAGCAUCUCUGUACUAUCCGAGCGAGCUGUCAUUGAGCACAAUCCUAAAAUCAUACCGUCGGAAAAGUUGGCUGAGACGAUACAGGAUGUUGGGUUCGAUGCGGUUGUUCUGGAGACUGUAGCUGCUGGCCCCCAGGCGGGAAUCAGCACGAGCAACAGUAAGAUUGAGUUGUCAACCACUACCGUCGCGGUCUACGGCAUGACCUGUGGAGCCUGCACAUCUACCAUUGAGGGCGGAUUCAAGAAUCUCGAAGGCGUGUACCAGUUCAACAUCAGCUUGCUCGCCAGCCGCGUCGUAGUCGUGCACAACCCGUCCAAGCUCUCCACGGAUCAAAUUGUGGAGACGAUAGAAGACCGCGGCUUUGAUGCGAAGGUCGUAUCAUCAGUUGAUAGCGCUGCGAAGCGAAUAUCGCUAGGCAGCAACAUAGUGCACCUCAACAUUUAUGGACUACCAGAUACCCUCUCAGCUAGCAGGCUGGAGGCCCUUCUGCGGGAGCAACCUGGGAUAACAGCUGCGACUAUCGAUUUCACCGUCUCAAAGGCCACCAUCUGCCGAGAACAGCGGGUCAUACGCCUUCGGUCGAUUGUAGAAGCCAUUGAGGCAGCCGGAUACAAUGCGCUUGUUUCUGACCCGGACGAUAACAAUGCCCAGCUAGAGUCGUUAGUGAAGACAAAAGAGAUCAAGAGAUGGAAGUAUGCCGUCUUCUUCUCGGCCAGCUUUGCUUUUCCUAUAUUCCUCACCAGCAUGGUCUUCCCGAUGGCCCUUCCCAUCUUGGAUUACGGAAGCUUUCGCAUCCUGCCUGGCUUUUACCUAGGGGACGUUGUCUGCCUGGCUCUUACGAUCCCCGUGCAGUUUGGCAUUGGCAGCCGUUUUUACGUAUCGGCUUACAAGUCUCUGAGACACAGAUCGGCGACGAUGGAUGUCCUUGUUGUUCUCGGUACCUCUUCUGCCUUUUUCUUCAGCGUUGGGUCGAUGUUGGUAUCGAUAUGCAUACCGCCCCACUCUAGGCCAGCUACGUUAUUUGACACCAGCACCAUGUUAAUUACCUUCAUCUCUUUGGGACGGUACUUGGAGAACUCGGCCAAGGGGCAGACAUCUAAGGCCCUGUCGAACCUCAUGUCGCUGGCACCAUCCACGACCACCAUCUACGCCGAUCCUGUUGCUGCCGCAAAAGCGGCAGAGGGAUGGAAUACUAUGGAGGAGAAGGACGAGUGGGGUUCGACAGGAGCCGAUGCUGCCCGAGAAAGGGUGAUUGCCACCGAGCUCGUUGAGGCCGGCGAUAUGGUAGUCCUUCGACCGGGAGACCGAAUCCCCGCGGAUGGUUUUGUCGCGCGUGGCGAAUCUUAUGUGGACGAGGGCAUGGUGACUGGUGAGGCUACGCCUGCUCUCAAGCGCAAAGGCGAUUUUGUGAUGGCGGGCACGGUCAACGGUGCUGGCCGACUGGAUUUUACCGUGGCAUGUGCUGGUCGCGAUACCCAACUCAGCCAGAUCGUCCGCCUGGUACAGGAGGCUCAAACGAGUCGCGCCCCCAUCCAGCGCCUUGCGGACACUGUUGCUGGCUAUUUUGUUCCUAUCAUUCUCUUCCUUGGCCUCGCAACAUUCGUUGUUUGGAUGGUUCUCAGCCAUGUUCUCCAACACCCACCUAAGCUGUUCCUCGACCCCACCAGCGGCGGAAAGCUCAUGGUCUGUGUCAAGCUCUGUAUUGCUGUCAUUGUUUUUGCUUGCCCGUGUGCACUUGGCCUGGCUACUCCUACCGCAGUCAUGGUUGGCACGGGCGUCGGAGCCAAGCAGGGGAUCUUGGUAAAGGGCGGUGCUGCGUUGGAGACCGCCACCAAAAUUAACCAUGUUGUCUUCGACAAGACUGGCACGCUUACGGCCGGAGAGAUGCGUGUAUCGAAAGCUGGCCUGCAGGGCAAAUGGGCUCAGGCCGGGUACACAAGGGACCUCUGGUGGACUCUCAUCGGCCUGGCCGAAAUGGGCUCCGAACACCCGAUUGCGAGGGCUGUGGUUGCUUCAGCAAAAGAGCACUUGCGAGUUGGCCCAGAAGGUACACUGGACGGCUCGGUGAGUGACUUUGAGGUUGUUGCAGGAAAAGGCAUUGCGGCCACCGUCGAGGCCGCGCUCUCCCACAAAUGGCAGCGGUAUCGUGUUUUAAUUGGAAAUCCUGCCUAUCUCAUGUCUGAAGGCGUCGAUGUUCCCGAUAGUGUCGCGAAGCCAUUUACAUCUCCUGCACUUCGUGAUGAACCUGGGGGUGGUGCAUGUUCCGCGGGCAUCACGACCAUUCACAUUGCCAUCGGACAGGCCUAUUCCGGAACUCUCGGGCUCUCCGAUACCAUCAAACCUUCAGCUCGUGCGACUGUACUUGCUCUCCGAAGAAUGGGAGUGACUGCCUCUAUAGUUACCGGAGACACUGCUUCUUCUGCCAUGGUUGUUGCGUCCCAGGUUGGGGUGGGGUCUGCUGAUGUGCAUGCUUCGGCUACGCCAUCCGAAAAGAGUGACAUCAUUGCAGAUCUCCAGUCUCGCGGCUAUGUGGUCGCCAUGGUUGGUGAUGGCAUCAACGAUUCCCCCGCUCUCGCGUCUGCCAAUAUUGGCAUCGCUCUAUCGACUGGCACAGACGUGGCGAUGGAGGCUGCGUCGAUUGUUCUAUUGCCCUUGACAGACCUUCUUGCCAUUCCCACCAGUCUGCUUCUUAGCAAGGCUAUUUUCAACCGUAUCAAGAUGAAUCUUCUCUGGGCAUGCAUGUACAAUCUCAUCGGACUUCCGUUUGCCAUGGGCUUCUUCUUGCCGUGGGGGCUGUUCCUGCACCCCGUAGCUGCUAGCGCCGCUAUGGCAUGCUCUUCGGUUUCUGUCGUAGCGAGUAGUCUGUGCCUGAACUUGUGGCGUACGCCCAAAUGGCUCACCGUCUCUGCCUUGGACCCCAGUGCUCCGGCUCUAGAGAACAGAAAGAAAUCUGGGAAACAGAGCGACGAAAACGCAAUCAGAACCUGCAUUCAUUGGGUCAAAGAGGUAAUUGCUGCUGGGAGGAAGAGUAGGAGAGAUGGUGGAUAUGUGCCUCUGGUAGACAUGGGUGAUGAAUGA